Molecule: messenger RNA, 498 nt
Organism: Colletotrichum phormii
Lineage: Eukaryota; Fungi; Ascomycota; Sordariomycetes; Glomerellales; Glomerellaceae
Exons: 2
Coding region: 1-498 (165 amino acids)
Source: RefSeq, a predicted model, not a curated record
AUGGGUUGCGGAUGCUCCAGAGAACUCACCCCAUCCGAGGCUGCCAUCGAGGAGAGAGACGUUGCCAGCCACGAAAUGGCGCAGAAACUCGAGUGGUACGCCUUAUUGGAACGAGGAGUAUCAGAGAAGAGAAAGAAAGAGAAUAUCAAGGAGUACAGAAGAGACUGGAAAGAUUUCAAUGGUCGCCGGAACCGCCAUGACAGAGACCUCUACGAAAUUCGGACUUCAGAGAAAAAACGCACAUCAUUCCCAAGAUCACUACAGCAAUCUUAUUACAUCCCGUCCUCAGAGCAUACGACUAUGUUGGUUGCCUUGGUCACGCCCGUGGCAAAGAAACCCCCCACCACUCAACUCAGACAGUGGAAAAGCUCAGAAACUUUCACUGUAUCCAUUUCUCAGAGCACAGAACUACACCGGCUAUCCAGGUUCACUGUCCUGAACAUGACCAUGGCAACGCUAAACUCUGAAUCUCAUCCCCACCACCAAAGUCGGAACUAA